Messenger RNA from Echinops telfairi (small Madagascar hedgehog), 1633 nucleotides. RefSeq names its product sonic hedgehog signaling molecule (gene SHH). The coding region runs from base 269 to 1633 and encodes 454 amino acids. Gene Ontology annotation, biological process: protein autoprocessing; cell-cell signaling; smoothened signaling pathway. The transcript has 3 exons. Lineage: Eukaryota; Metazoa; Chordata; Mammalia; Afrosoricida; Tenrecidae. The record is from RefSeq and is a predicted model, not a curated record. Gene Ontology annotation, molecular function: calcium ion binding; patched binding.
CCGUUAUCAGGGACCGGCAGCCUGCCAUUUCAGCACCUGCCUGGCUGCGGAUCGGUGGAGAGCCCCAAGCAGCGGCGGCGGGCAAGGUUAUAUAGGAAGAGAAAGAGGGAGAGAGCCAGGGAGCACGCGAGCCUGAGCGAGAAAGGGAGAGCGCAAGAGAGAGCGAACACGCACCCGCGCGCGCGCGCGCGCGCACAUACACACACCCCACACACGCUCACACACACACACAGACACACACCGAAGAGCUUGGAAGUAAUUGGGCUCCAUGGACGAGAUGCUGCUGCUGGCGAGAUGUCUGGUGGUAGUCUUCGUCUCCUGGCUCCUGCUGGGCUCCGGGCUAGCGUGCGGACCCGGCCGGGGAUUUGGGAAGAGGAGACACCCCAAAAAGCUGACCCCUUUAGCCUACAAACAGUUUAUCCCCAAUGUGGCCGAAAAGACCCUAGGGGCCAGUGGAAGAUACGAAGGGAAGAUCUCGAGAAACUCCGAGCGAUUUAAAGAACUCACCCCCAAUUACAACCCUGACAUCAUAUUUAAGGAUGAAGAAAACACGGGAGCGGAUCGGCUGAUGACUCAGAGGUGUAAGGACAAGUUGAAUGCUUUAGCCAUCUCAGUCAUGAACCAGUGGCCAGGGGUGAAGCUUCGAGUGACCGAGGGCUGGGAUGAGGAUGGCCACCACUCAGAAGAGUCUCUGCACUAUGAGGGCCGCGCAGUGGACAUCACCACGUCGGACCGAGACCGUAGCAAAUACGGCAUGCUGGCCCGCCUGGCUGUGGAGGCUGGCUUCGACUGGGUCUACUACGAGUCCAAAGCGCACAUCCACUGUUCGGUGAAAGCAGAGAACUCGGUGGCCGCCAAAUCCGGCGGCUGCUUCCCAGGAUCCGCCACCGUGCACCUAGAGCAGGGCGGCACCAAGCUGGUGAAGGAUCUGAGCCCCGGGGACCGGGUGCUGGCGGCCGACGACCAGGGCCGGCUACUCUACAGCGACUUCCUCACCUUCCUGGACCGCGAGGACGGCGCCAAGAAGGUCUUCUACGUGAUCGAGACCCGGGAGCCGCGGGAGCGCCUGCUGCUGACAGCCGCGCACUUGCUCUUCGUCGCGCCGCACAACGAUUCGGCGGCCGCCGAGGAGCCGGAACCGCUGUCGAGCGCCUGGGACGCGCCGAGGCCGCCGCCAGGGGGCGCGUCGGGGCGCCGCGCGCUCUUCGCCAGCCACGUGCGGCCCGGCCAGCGCGUGUACGUCGUUGCGGAGCGCGACGGAGACCGCAAGCUGCUGCCCGCCGCCGUUCACAGCGUGACGCUGCGCGAGGAGGCCACCGGCGCGUACGCGCCACUCACGGCCCACGGCACCAUCCUCAUCAACCGGGUGCUGGCCUCGUGCUACGCCGUCAUCGAGGAGCACAGCUGGGCGCACUGGGCCUUCGCGCCCUUCCGCCUGGCGCACGCGCUCCUGGCGGCCCUCGCGCCCGCUCGCACGGACAGCGGCUGCAGCCUGGCCCCGCCCGCGCCGGAUGCGGCGGCCGCCACCCCCACGGGCAUCCACUGGUACUCACAGCUGCUCUACCAAAUAGGCACCUGGCUGCUGGACAGUGAGGCUCUGCACCCCCUCGGCAUGGCCGUCAAGUCCAGCUGA